AUGGGACAGCAGUUCACCAACGCCGAAGGGGAACAAGGGGAGAUUGAUGUUGCCGAAUUGCAGGAAUGGUAUAAGAAGUUUGUGGUGGAAUGUCCCAGUGGGACUCUCUUCAUGCACGAAUUCAAGCGGUUCUUUGGGGUCCAGGAUAACCGUGAAGCAGCAGAGUACAUUGAAAACAUGUUCAGAGCUUUUGAUAAGAAUGGGGAUAAUACCAUUGAUUUUCUGGAAUAUGUAGCUGCCUUGAAUCUUGUUUUGCGAGGAAAACUGGAACACAAGCUGAGGUGGACAUUCAAAGUGUAUGACAAGGAUGGGAAUGGCUGCAUAGAUAAACCUGAGCUGCUGGAAAUUGUUGAGUCUAUCUACAAGCUGAAGAAAGUGUGUCGGUCGGAGGUGGAGGAGAGGACCCCAUUGCUCACACCGGAGGAGGUUGUGGACAGGAUAUUUCAGUUGGUGGAUGAGAACGGGGAUGGGCAGCUGUCUCUUGACGAGUUCAUUGAUGGGGCCAGGAAGGACAAGUGGGUGAUGAAGAUGUUGCAAAUGGAUGUAAACCCUGGGGGAUGGAUCUCUGAGCAGAGGAGAAAGAGUGCUUUGUUCUGAGAGAAUCCAGAUACAGCUGAAAAUGUGACGCUGGCUGCAGCUGUGGCUCUCGCACUCCAGGCUGGUAGUGGCUUUCCUUCUCAUACAGUCUCAGCAUCCAGAUGAAAACAUCAGUGGUUUAAG
Messenger RNA from Calidris pugnax (ruff), 720 nucleotides. RefSeq names its product guanylyl cyclase-activating protein 2. NCBI's taxonomy places the organism in Eukaryota, Metazoa, Chordata, Aves, Charadriiformes, Scolopacidae. The coding region runs from base 1 to 597 and encodes 198 amino acids. Gene Ontology annotation, cellular component: photoreceptor inner segment; cone photoreceptor outer segment. The transcript has 4 exons. Gene Ontology annotation, biological process: visual perception. The record is from RefSeq and is a predicted model, not a curated record. Gene Ontology annotation, molecular function: calcium ion binding; calcium sensitive guanylate cyclase activator activity.